GUUAAGAAAACACGUUGUCAUUUAACAAAUAAUAUCGGGUAUCUGGCACAAAGCCAUUUUUGUUUGAAUGUACUAUACGACCACAUAUACAAGAUUAAGAAAACACAUUGUCAUUUAACAAAUAAUAUCGGGUAUCUGGCACAAAGCCGAUGGAGUGAUCGAACGUUUUAAAUCUUGCGUGUGUCCCGUAAUUCUGAUCGCGGCGGUUCGAGUCGGCGAGUUGGAACUCUGUUGACGUUGCAAUCGUUGGUGGUGAAAUUGACAGCUGACUUUCGAAGUUCAUUGUGCAUUUGUCGUAACGCAAGUGUGAACGUUUCGCGUAAAAAUUUGCACAUCGCGCCUUUCGAGUGCCUUCCGAUAGUGUUCGUCUCGAUCGGAACGAUACCCCGAGGACACAUCUGAAUUAUCACAAAAAAAAACAGGUGAAAAAAACCGUAUCAUCAGGUGAUUUUCACGCGCAUGCGCGCUAGUCCGAGCGCCAACAUGGAAGGAAUUUCAAACCGGCUUCAUUCGGGUGAUUUCAGCGUGCGCGCCAGCUUAGUGCCGACAUGCCGUCCGAGAAACUAGAGAAGGGUUCGAAAAUCGUGCUCAAAAAGCUCAACAUCAUGGAACAAAAUAAUUCUCAUUCAGAUUUGGUGCGCGACGGUGACGAAAUCGAGCAAAACGAGAGGACUUUGCGGGAAGUUUCAUGGAAAGAAUGGGUCUCGGUUUCCGUGUUGUGUUACGUAAAUCUCAUCAAUUACAUGGAUAGAUUCACCUUGGCCGGGGUGCUGGAGGAGAUUCAAACGUACUUCGGUGUCAACGAUGGUCGCGCGGGUCUCCUGCAGACCGCUUUCGUGGUGAGCUAUAUGGCCUUCGGGCCGCUAUUCGGAUAUCUUGGCGACCGGUACAGCAGACGGUGGCUGAUGAGUUUCGGGGUGUUUUUAUGGAGCGUCACCACCCUAUGCGGGUCGUUUAUGCAGAACUAUUGGUGGUUCCUCCUAUUCAGGUCGCUGGUCGGCAUAGGGGAAGCUAGCUACUCCACUAUAGCUCCAACCAUUAUCAGCGAUCUUUUCGUAGGAGAUAUUCGAUCCAAGAUGCUCGCGUUGUUCUACUUCGCGAUUCCGGUUGGAAGCGGUUUGGGCUACAUAGUGGGUUCGGAAACGGCCAGCUUGGCGGGUUCAUGGCACUGGGCUCUCCGGGUCACUCCCGCCCUGGGCCUCGUCGCUGUUUUCAUGAUAGUGGUGUUCCUGGAGGAACCGGAACGCGGUGCCAGUGAAGGUAACGUCCACAUGGAGGCCACCUCGUGGGGCGAAGAUAUAAAAGAACUCUUGAAAAACAAGAGCUACAUACUCUCCACCGCGGGUUUCACUUGCGUUUCCUUCGUGGCCGGGGCGUUGGCUUGGUGGGGUCCUAAGUUCAUAGAAAAGGGACUGAACAUUCAGGGGAAUCCCGGCGCGGAAGAUAGCGUUUCUUUCCGCUUCGGCAUCGUCGCCAUGAUUUCGGGCUUGAUCGGGGUACCUACGGGCUCCUACUUGGCCCAGAGGCUGCGCCAUAGGGUCCACCGGAUCGACGCCUAUAUUUGCGGCUUCGGGUUGCUCCUGUCGAGCCCCUUCGUCUUCUUCGCCAUUUUCUCAGCGAAGUAUUCGGCCCCCGUGUGUUUCACUAUGGUGUUCUUCGGCGAGUUCUUCCUCAACCUCACCUGGUCCAUAGUCGCGGACAUUUUAUUGUAUGUGGUGUUGCCCAUCAGGAGAUCAACGGCGGAAGGGUUCCAGCUACUCGUAUCCCAUGCGUUGGGUGACGCCGGCAGUCCUUAUUUGGUUGGUGUGUUAUCCGAAGCUUACCAAAUCAUGCUUCGGGGCAACGACAACGUGACGACGCCCAUGAAUGUAACAUUGACACCACAGGACUCGGAUACGACCCUAAUCGAAUUCAAAGCGUUACAAUAUGCGCUAUUCACGGCGUGUUUCGUAGAAAUCCUCGGCGGCUUCUUAUUCCUCUUCAAUGCCUUCUUCAUCGUGGAGGACAAGGAAAAGGUGGAAAGGGCGAUCCACGGACAACAGAACCGUACGGACCACACGGACCCGUUGGCCGCCCUCGAAAAUUCGUAGCACGGAAUUCGCAGCGGCUUUUAAUCAACGAAGACCUGCAGUCCACCUAAUUGAGAAACCAGAAAAGCACAUGUCGUGCGUACGGAACUUUGUUUUAAAAAUUCGAGUGCUGCCGUGUACCGUUUUGUACGUACUACGGCAACUAAAAAUAAAGUUCGGCGUGAACUUUGUUGUACAUAAUUUCCACUAGAGUCUAAGCGUGCGGUGUUUGUGAAAAAUUAUAUAAUUUAUUUUUCGGUUUGCCCGUUGUAUAGUAAAAGAAUGUAGAAGAGCUAUUUAUUGAGCGCUAGGUAAUUUAUUUACAAAACAAAUAUAUACGUGUGGAACGUUUCCGUGUCAACAAAACUGCCAUUUGUACAUAAAGAACAUCACCUUUUUUUGUUAGAAUGUAGUAUAAGUAUAAACACAAUAGGUUAAAACAGAUUCUAAAGCGCGUAUUGACGCUCUCUUUUCAACUUCUUUUAUUGCAAAUAGCGCUGUUCUUUUCUUGCCCACAUAUAAUUGAAUCGGUGAUAUAUAGACAUCUUACUUUUAUUGUCAAUUUUGUUAUAAUUUCGCUUCCCAUUUUUUAUUUGUCUCAUUUGUUCCCAUUAAAUACUUAAUUUUAUUGUAUAAAAUAUCAAGAAUGUAAAAUAUGUUUUUAAACUCCAUUUCCUCCAAACCUUGUUUAACUAAAACACACAUCCCAUAUAAAUAUUUCAUUUACAAAUUAAUGUAAGAACACAAAUACAAAAUAACAAAUGCUGCAAAGAUGUGCUUGGUAAACAUACUUUAUAUCCUUUUAAUCAUCUUGCGAUGCUACAUGCUCAAACACCGAAUUCAAAUUUGGUAAAAUUAUUGAUCUCUAGGUAAUCGAUAAAAUUAUAUUUUCCUAUAUUUCAAUGCCUUUAUUAUGCUGUUAUUGUAGUCAUCACAUCGCAUUCCAGGCAUAUCUAAAAGUUAAAAUUCUUUUUGUUUUGUUUCUACUAUUCCACUAGGAAUUAUUACUUGAGAAGCAAAAUUUCACGCUAAAAUUGCUUUUAUAAAUGUAAACUCGACAAUUAAUGGUUCCACGUGUUACCUCUGUUAGAUACCUAUUGUGUUUACGGAUCUUGGGUUGUGCGGUCCGGGUUUGCAUCUGUUUAUUGUAUUCCGUGGAACACGGAAAAAUUUAGAUUUUUUGUAUAUCGUCGAAGAUGUCUUUAUCACUACCCGUAAGAUUUACAACAAACGCGAAAUCGACAAAGCUUUAAUAAAAUAGGGUUACGAAAUAUUUGCACGCCCUCUGCCGCUACCCAGUCGCGGGAAAUUUUAACAAUUUUACGAAGCUAAAAAGUACCAGUACUUAAGUUACCCGAAAACUAACCCUGUAAUGAAGACUGAUUAGCGUUGCGCGUAGACAGCUGUUUUACGUGAGGUGGGGGUUGCGCACGUCGGCUUUGUAAUUUGAAUAGAUUUUUUUUAAAAUUUCUCAGAUGAAAAUAAACGUUUUAUCUAUAAUUUAUUCGUUUUGAUAUUUACCUUUACUUUUAGCUCCAGUUAUAUAUACCAUUGCGGGGCAUUUUUAAAAGGUUUGUGCGUUGUUCAUAGAAAACGGUUUCCAUAAGUAUAAACAGUUUCCAUUUUGGCA
This is a messenger RNA of Cylas formicarius (sweet potato weevil), 3699 nucleotides long. Its product is annotated as protein spinster. The transcript is spliced from 10 exons. The record is from RefSeq and is a predicted model, not a curated record. Gene Ontology annotation, molecular function: transmembrane transporter activity. Bases 549 to 2090 code for a protein of 513 amino acids. Lineage: Eukaryota; Metazoa; Arthropoda; Insecta; Coleoptera; Brentidae. Gene Ontology annotation, biological process: transmembrane transport. Gene Ontology annotation, cellular component: membrane.